CGUCACCCUGUCAGAGUACACUGUGGCAGUGAUGCAGAAGCAGAACCAGGGGAAGCUGCAGCGCACCCACACCCACCGAGGAGAUACAGAAGUACCCUUCCUCUUCCUCUCCUUCUCCUCCCCCGCCUCCCCUCUCUCCCUCUCCGUCUCUCUGCGCUCAGUUUUCACAGAACUGCACACAGACAGACAGGCAGGCAGACAGCUAGGCAGGCGCUGUGUGUGUGUGUGUGUCGCCUCUCCACCGACUUCAAGAAGCUCACGCACCCAGCCUCCUAUACCCAGCGCCGGGAUGCUGCUGGAGCUCGGCUCGAGAUGGCUGAGGCUGAUGUUCGUGUCGGUGGUGUGUCUGUGCCUCUGCCUGCCGGGGGAAUCGUACACCAAGAAAGCCCCGAAGGUGCCUCGCUGCCCUGCGACCUGCUCCUGCACCAAAGACAGCGCCUUCUGCGUGGACACCAAGGCCAUUCCCAAGAGCUUCCCCCCUGGAAUCAUCUCUCUGACGAUGGUGAACGCGGCCUUCACGACGAUCCCAGAGGGAGCUUUCUCGCACCUUCAUCUGCUGCAGUUCCUGCUCUUGAACUCCAACACCUUCACCAUGAUUGCCGACGAUGCUUUUGCUGGUCUGUCCCACCUGCAGUAUUUAUUCAUUGAGAAUAAUGAUAUCCAGGACCUGUCCAAGUAUACCUUCAGAGGACUCAAGUCUCUCACUCAUCUAUCCCUCUCAAACAACAACCUGCAGCAGCUGCCCAGAGAUCUCUUCAAACAUCUAGACAUCCUCACAGAUUUAGACCUGCGUGGGAACUCGUUCCGCUGCGACUGUAAGAUCAAGUGGCUGGUCGACUGGAUGGAGAAGACCAACACUUCAGUUCCGGCCAUCUACUGCGCCAGCCCCUUUGAGUUUCAGGGUCGCAGAAUCCGAGAUCUCACUCCACGAGAUUUCAACUGCAUUACAGCAGACUUCGCUGUGUAUGAAACCUUCCCUUUCCACUCAGUGUCAGCGGAGUCCUAUGAGUUCAGUGGAGAUCAGUUUGUGGCCUUUGCUCAGCCCGAUUCUGGAUUCUGUACCCUGUACAUAUGGGAUCAUGUGGAGAUGAUCUUCAGAAGAUUUCACAACAUCACUUCUCGCUCGGCUGUGUACUGCAAACCUGUUGUGAUAAACAACACUCUUUACAUGGUUGUGGCUCAACUUUUUGGUGGAUCCCACAUAUACAAGUGGGAGGAGGGACCGCAGCGCUUUAUAAAGAUCCAAGACAUCGACACCAACCGGGUGAGGAAACCAAACUUUGUGGACACCUUCCUGCUGGACGAUGAGUGGUAUUUUGUUGUGGCGGACAGCUCCAAGGCAGGCUCCACCAGUAUCUAUCGCUGGAACAGCAAUGGGUUCUACUCCCAUCAGUCCCUCCAUCCUUGGCACCGGGACACUCACGUGGAGUUCAUAGACGUUGGCGGGAAGCCUCACCUUAUCCUGUCCAGCGCCUCCCAGCCUCCCGUGGUCUACCAGUGGAACCGGAACCAGAAGCAGUUCGCUUUCCAUUCCAUAAUCACGGAGCUUGCAGAUGUGCAGAUGGUCAAGCACUUCUGGGUGAGGAAGGUCCUCUACCUCUGCCUCACGCGCUUCAUUGGCGACUCCAAGAUCCUGCGCUGGGAGGGGCAGCGCUUUGUGGAGAUCCAGACUCUGCCCUCUCGGGGGUCGAUGGCGGUGUAUCCCUUCACGGUGGGGCCUCGCCAGUACCUCAUCCUGGGCAGUGACUUCUCCUUCUCCAGAGUGUACCUGUGGGACGACCUCACCCAGCGCUUCCAGCCCUUCCAGGAGCUCAACAUGAGGGCUCCGAGGGGGUUCAGCCUGGUGUCCGUCGACAAAAAGGACAUUCUACUGGCUGCCAGCUUCAAAGGCAACACCCUGGCCUACCAGCACCUGGUGGUGGAUCUCAGUGCCAAAUGAGCAACAGGAGGUGUUCACCUACCUUCAGUUUAAAAUGUGCCAAUAAGACUGCAAAAAUGUCGAAGCCAUGUAACUGAAAGUGCUGUUUCCUCUGUGGUUUUGAGUAAGUCAACUAAUUACAUGAUUGUUUAUGAUCUUUUGCACUAUUGUUUAAAAUCUAAUUGAGAUAUGUCAACAUUAGAGUUGUGGAACUGUUGAAUCACUGUUCUAUUUUAAAAAAUUAUGGCUAGGCCAUUGUUUUUAUUCCUUGUGUUGUAUUUAACUAAUAUCUAAAUAACAUGCAUGUACAUUUUCAGAAUUGUUUGAAAGACCACACUGGAAGUUGAAUUACUGAGAGGAAAACUAUGUUUUGUACGCUAUAGGGUGAACUGAAAACCCUUUUGCACGACACUGUGUAUAAAACAAGCUAACCCUAAAACACUUAAAACACUUUGUUUCAUACCCAUAUGUAUAUAUGUCAUCAACAUAAAUAUGUUUUUGACUAAAUGCUUGUUCAAAUCAAAUCAACAUUUUGUCACCAUUCAUUGUAAUGCCAAUGCAAUGUCCACAAUAAAAAUGAGAUUGGUGUAAGAAUUUUA
Molecule: messenger RNA, 2517 nt
Organism: Xiphophorus couchianus (Monterrey platyfish)
Lineage: Eukaryota; Metazoa; Chordata; Actinopteri; Cyprinodontiformes; Poeciliidae
Gene: lgi3
Product: leucine-rich repeat LGI family, member 3
Exons: 9
Coding region: 32-1939 (635 amino acids)
Biological process (GO): regulation of exocytosis
Cellular component (GO): synaptic vesicle
Molecular function (GO): protein binding
Source: RefSeq, a predicted model, not a curated record